AUGGAUAAAUUCCGGAUGAUCUUCCAGUUUCUCCAGUCCAACCAGGAGUCAUUUAUGAAUGGCAUAUGUGGCAUUAUGGCUCUUGCCAGUGCACAGAUCUAUGUAGCUUUUGAUUUCACCUGUCCGUGUCUACCUGGUUAUAAUUUAGUUUAUGGGAUGGGUAUCCUGAUUGUGCCACCCCUCGUCUUAUUCUUACUGGGCUUUGUGAUGAAUAACAAUGUCUCCAUGUUGGCUGAAGAAUGGAGAAGACCCAUAGGAAAGCGUCAGAAGGACCCUGCUGUUUUGCGUUAUAUGUUCUGCUCCAUGGCUCAGCGGGCUAUGAUUGCACCUGCAGUAUGGAUUUCAGUGACACUGUUGCAUGGAGAAUGCUUUAUAUGCGCCUUCAGCACCACUGUGCCUAUAGAGAAGUUGGGCAACAACAGUUAUACACACCCACCCGAGAAGGAGUUGAAGAGGAUUCUAGCUCGGAUUCCCUGCAAAGAAAUUUACAAUGGACAAGAACUAAUUGCCAAAGAGGUGGCAACUAGGUAUCUGCGUUGUAUCUCUCAGGCCAUGGGCUGGUCCUUCGUGCUGUUGAUGACCUUGUUGGCAUUUCUUGUUCGCUCACUGCGUCCUUGCUUCACUCAAGCCGCCUUCUUAAAGAGCAAGUAUUGGUCUCACUACAUUGACAUUGAGCGCAAGCUCUUUGAUGAAACUUGUACAGAGCAUGCGAAAAGCUUUGCAAAGAUUUGCAUCCAGCAGUUCUUUGAAGGCAUGAACAAGGACUUGAGCAUGGGCCAUGCACACUUUCCCGAGAAGACACCUUCAGAACCAGGAGAAGAAAAGGAAAAACUAUUGGGUAUCAUGGAUCAAGGGGCCAUGAACAAACUUUUGAAGAACUGGCACAAAUGCAAGCCUCCUUUGUGCCUCCACCGAGAGGUUAUCCAGAAUGGCUGGGCAGGAGAAACUGCACGCCCUAACCCACCUAAGAAAGAGUAUGCCACCUAUUACAGCAAAGUAUAA
Pogona vitticeps (central bearded dragon) is the source of this 1002-nucleotide messenger RNA. It is a transcript of the gene CALHM1, whose product is annotated as calcium homeostasis modulator 1. The record is from RefSeq and is a predicted model, not a curated record. Gene Ontology annotation, molecular function: monoatomic cation channel activity. Lineage: Eukaryota; Metazoa; Chordata; Lepidosauria; Squamata; Agamidae. Gene Ontology annotation, cellular component: plasma membrane.